Zootoca vivipara (common lizard) is the source of this 4955-nucleotide messenger RNA. The record is from RefSeq and is a predicted model, not a curated record. NCBI's taxonomy places the organism in Eukaryota, Metazoa, Chordata, Lepidosauria, Squamata, Lacertidae.
AUGAGGCGAAGCUCCUUCUCUGAGCAAGAGGCCCUCUUCCACGCGCAAGCCGAGAGGAAAGAGAAGGAGGCUCCCGACACCGCCCUCUCGGCUGCCAUUUUCCCCACACCGGCCCGGCAGGCCCCGCCUCAGUGCGGUUGUGCGGCGAGGGAAAAGGAGGAGCGACGCGAAGCCGCUUCGAGAGGACGGCGCCGGAAGCUGCACGGCAAGGCCUCAGCCGGCCUGAAGAACGCACGAGCUGCGUCGCCGUCGCCUGAGGAGCCGGCCGCCGCGGCUCUUCCCCUGGCGCCCGUCCCGUCCUCCUUUCCCGCUGGGGGCCCUGCGGACUGCAGUUCUGCAGACGUAACUCCCAGUGGAAGUUGCCCAGCUUGCAAAAAGAAGGGUCUCAUACAAGGUCUAAGAAUAUAUCACAUCAGUUUUGAAGAAUCUAUUUUCUUGUGUGAAAAUCCACAGUGCAUCUACCCUCUGGGAUUUGAACCACUAAGCAACAUUAUAAUUCCUACCGAUAAAAAAGAUUCUCCAUCUCAGGGCACUUGUAGGAAAAGAAAGUCAUCUGACACAAGCCUGGUAACCUCUGCUGCUCCCCAACACUUAAAAUUGACGAGGACUGAUAACUUGAUAGAAAAUGAGAAGGCAUUCAAACCUGAUCUUGCUCCCAAGUGCAAUGGAGAUAAUCUGUUUGGGACUUGGUCAGGGCAGCCUGACUUUCCAGAAGCCAGUCAGCCGAACUUUAAUAGUGCAACAGAAUCCAUGGAGCAGCAAAUGGACAUGAAAAUGGCAGCUCAAGAAAGUUCACCGGAAAUUUUCAGUGUUCAGGCACAGCUUUUGUCAGACCCUGAAAUUGGUUCAUCAUCAUCUCAAAUUCUGCAUCAAGACAAACCAUCUCGGCCAGAGCCAUUGUGGCUUCAGUGGAGGAAUGUGUACGCUCUCUGCUGGUUAGAUUGCAUUCUGUCAGCCCUAGUGCAUUUAGAAACACUAAAAAUGAUUCUGAGUGGAUCAGUCUUGGAAAACGUAUCUGUAAUCCAGAGCCUAAUUGCAAAAUAUAACGAAGCAACUGCACUUGUGAAUACUUGCCAACUGGGUGAAUGUGUUUCGGAAGUUCCUUUGGAUGUUUUUUCCAGAGCUGAAUCACACUUGAAUGAAAUCAGAAAUACAAUUUUUGUCCAGCUUCAGCCACAACUUAAAUGUAAAUUAGGUAACAAGGAGAGCCCGGUGUUUGCAUUCCCUCUACUUUUAAAGAAUGAUCCUCAAACAGAAAAACUGUUUCUCCACUCUUAUUCAUGGAAGUUUGAAUGCUCACAGUGUGGCUACCAAGUCAAUGACAGGUGUCGGAAGACGUUGACAACAUUUACAAAUAUCAUCCCAGAAUGGCACCCGCUGAAAGCUGUUCAUACUGGUCCCUGUAAUAACUGUCAUCACACAUCUCAAAGAAGAGAAAUGGUUUUAGAAAAUGUUUCCUCGGUACUUAUGAUGCACUUUGUGGAAGGCUUGCCACGUAAUGAUCUGGAGACCUACUCAUUUCAGUUUCAAGGAGAUUCCUACCAAGUAACAGCUGUUGUUCAGUAUCAGGAGGAGGCAAAGCACUUCAUAACAUGGAUCUCGGAUUCAGAUGAAACAUGGCUUGAGUGUGAUGACUUAAAGGGUUCGUACUCCAGAAGACACAAGAUCUUUGGCGUCCCCCCUUCAGAGAUUCACAUCAUCAUCUGGGAAAGAAAAUCGCCACGAUUGACAAAUGGUCUAGAUUUCCAGCUAGAAAGUGAAGUGGCUAUGAAUGUUCCUUUGCUGAAAGCACAGCCAAAUUCUCCUUUUAAAUAUGCUGAUGGCAAGGCUGCCGGCAAAGCACCUUUAAUUUUUCACACUGACGAUGACUUGAAUGGACAUACAAAUGAGACACAAAACUUGAUUGCGAAUGACAAAAGUAAUAUGCUUUGUGGCUUGGAAAAUCUGGCCAAUGAUGAUGUUGUAACUUUGACUCUUGUGCAAGUUCCACUUGACUCUGAAGGUAAACCACUGGAUGAAAGCCCUGCAGUGGAAAAUAACAUGACAGUCAGAACAGACACAUCACAGCUGCAUAAUCCAGGUGAAGUUAAAGUUUCUCCAGCUACUUCUGAAAGAGAUAUUGCUGGGAAGGUGUGCAAGUUACUUGAAAAUGCCAAUACUCCCUUGCAUCAAGGGCAGCCAAACAAUGCAAGUAACAUGUUUAUAAUGCCAGUCGUUUCUCUGAGCAAUAGCCAUUAUUCACCAGAAAUGUUACCAGUUCAAGGGGCAGAACCUGAAGUUCUGAUCAAAGAUAGCAGCAGUUUGGACACAGCAAAUCAAGAAAACAAAAGCAGCAGAACAAAAGCAGAGAAUAGUGUACAGAUAACACAUAAUACUGUAGAACACCGGAGAGAAGCAACAGCAAAUUCCCAGGCUAGUGCUGCAUCUUCCCCAAGUAGUUAUUCUCACCCGGCCCCUAAAAACAGAACAAAGUCGUUCACAGGCAGUUGGGUAAAGGGCUUACUUGGAAGAUGUCAUCCUCUCAUGCCCAAAAGUUUAUCAACAUAUAAUAACACAGAGAUCUGUAAAAAGCCCAUUAAAAAAGAAACUCGCUGCACUUCACUUGGUAGGCAGGCAGGCCACUUUCAUGGUUUCCAAGCAAAACAUUCAAAAAAGCAAAGGGAGAAGAUAGUGGAGAAGGCAUUGGAUUCUUCUAAUAAGGCUCCUCCUCCAUCUUCACCUACUCUUUCUGCAAGACCUCCUAUAGAAAAGCAUCACAUUGUUGGAAGCAAAAGAACUGUGGUGGAGAGGGUUGGCUCACUGGUUGCUUUGGGUAACCAGAUUGGGCCCAAACCGAGCCACAGUAAAACUAAAAGCUUUACAUCGGCUGAGAAUGUUGAAGAGUCAAGUGUUACAAUAACACACCAACUGCGCCAACAACUUCGAGAGCAGCUGAAAGCUAAGAAGGAGAAACUGGCUUCGCUAGAUAAGGUGGCAAAGGGUCAGGUGCGAAACAGGCGGUCUCCCAAGAAAAGGAUGAAGGAUCAGCCACAGCUUCAAUCCCAGAAAGAAAGUGACCCCCUGCAGAGCUUGUUAAAUGCCCUGCAGGACCAAAUUGAUGCUGAAGAUAGUAAAUCUCUGAAUUCUCUAAGCACCAGUAUGUCCCAGUGUAGCAGUUCAAGUUUUGAUGACAUUUUAUCUGAGCUGCUGUCUCCCACUCCAUCUGUUGCUUCAUUGGAACUUCCGCAAGAAGAAGAAUGUGGAUAUGGUGCACAGGGAACAAACCAUGACCAUAAUUAUCAUAGUCCAGUAAAGGAAAAUGGAUAUGAGGAUCAUACAGACUUGUCACUUAAAUCAUCCCCCAAGAUACUCGACUUUGAAAGUCCAACAAAACAAUUUGGUCUAGAAGAACUGCUGCCUAGUUCAAUGCUGAAUUCAAUAAUGGCUGACACUCAAGACUUGCAUCACUUUGAUGAAACUCUCUUAGCAUGGUGAAUUGUGUUUUAACAAUUUCACAUGUUUCUGUUAGUUAGCUUUAAAGCAAAGCAUAACUUGUGUUCCAAGCUAAUUUUGCACAUGGAGGUUCUUUGGAUUUUUUUAAAAUGUGAAAGUUUUUUUACUAUGAGGUUGGUUAAUUAUCACUAUUAAUAAUAAAUUAAGACAAGCUGGAAGAAAAGAGACAAGACUCUGAAUUUUGUGUCUGAAACGGAGGUGAUAACAGGUAGAGUUUUGACAAACAGUAAAAAGUUGCUGAGGUAGAAUUACAUUCACACAAGAGCCGUCAAAGAAAAAUGCACAAUUGCUGAGCCACAGAAAUCUGGUAAUAGAUCACGAAAAAGUAUAUAUAUGGCAUCAUGUUCAUAAGUGUGGCAGCACAGUUGCUGGCAGAUGCUUGUCUCAAAACUCAUUGGCAUAGUCAGCUCUUUAAAAAAGAGCUGUUAGGUUUCUAUUUUUCCCCACAAUUGUGUGUGUUAAAUUAUUUAGUUUUUUACAAGAAAAAAAAUCUGUUCUAAAAAGAUACCCAAUGAAGCAAGUUUCAUCUAAAUCAAUAAUGAAGGGAAUGUGGCAUAAACAUACAUCUUUUCAGCCUGCUCUUUCUGAUUAAAUAAUAGUCCUUUGUGAUUGCUGUGUUUGCGCAUAAUGCUAAACCAUGGCUUGCUUUAACCCUGAUUUGUUGGGGGGGGGUGAGUUGUCUCACCGAUAAGCAAACAAGACAUGGCUUAUUCCUAGAAAGUUGAUUUGCUUUCAGCUGUUCUUGCUUUAUGCCUCGGUAGCUUGCCCAGGUUCUGGAGAUUGGGUAGCUAAACAAACCAUGGUUAAGCAAAGUUGUUUGGUUUCGACAGACCAUGGUUAGUCUGAUUGUCUGGAUUCAUGUGUUCACAAACACAACAUUUUGGCUAAACAGGUCAAGCCUUAGUGUUAAUUACCUAUAUGAAACUGGACCACUCCCUCCUGUUCGAGGUAAUUAGAGGUUUUAUUACAGUCAAGUAGUAUAUAAAUUUAGUAAAAUAAAAAAUACUAUUUCUGGGACCAUACUGAAGGGAUAUCAGCAAACCUACUAAAACUUGAAUCAGUGCAUUUUAAAACACACCCAGGGUUUCAGUCAAAAUGAAAAGAAAAUUGUUUUCAAAAGCGGAGGCAGUCUAAAACUGACAUAUUUCUUAUUGUAAGAAAGCAUGUUGUAUUUUUCACAUUUCCUUCAUUGUAUUGAUUCUUCACAUUCCAGAAAAUGGAUCACUGUUACUUGGUGAGGGAAUCUUAGAGUGCAAGUACAUUUAUUUGUCGGCCUGUCGCCACCUCUACUUAAUGACUUCAUGCCACCUAAAUGCAUCUGCUUCAUAACUGAUGUAUUUAUUGUUAGGUAAUGCCAACUUAGAGCUAAACCUAGGAGGCUGCCAAAGGCUGUGUAGAAACUAGAUCUUGCUCUGAUCUUAUAUUUAUUUGUUAUAUUUAUAUAUGACCUUUAUCUUCCAAGG